Molecule: messenger RNA, 1257 nt
Organism: Glycine soja
Lineage: Eukaryota; Viridiplantae; Streptophyta; Magnoliopsida; Fabales; Fabaceae
Product: transcription factor NAI1-like
Exons: 4
Coding region: 249-890 (213 amino acids)
Molecular function (GO): protein dimerization activity
Source: RefSeq, a predicted model, not a curated record
CACAAACACAGUCUCCCUAUUCUUUGCCAUUUUGGAUAUUUCUAUAUAUUAUGUUUAGCUUUAUUCACCGCACUGCUCCACUCCUGAACACAAGAUCGAGUUUCAAUAUUCGACCCCUUAAUUUCAUCUUUUAUUCUCUCUCUAUGGUUCUCUUGCUUUCUUUGUAACCCCACCUCUGAUCCAUUCUUUCUUCCUCACACUUGUUUAAUUUGCACAAAUAUAUUCUACUCCGAAUAAACCACCUCAUAAUGGAGGAGUCAGGGGAAAAUUGGCCUUCCGAUUCUUAUUUAGAUGACUUCGUCAACGAUGAUUUAGGUUUUGAUGAUGAAGAAUUUGGUAGUGAAGAUGAUUCAUUUUCUGGGAUGGGCGAGACCGACAGAAAGAAGAGACAGCGAGAACUCACAGAGAGGUUCCUUGCACUUUCAGCCACCAUACCAGGCUUCAAAAAGACGGACAAGACUUCCAUCCUGGCCAAUGCUAGCAGCUAUGUGAAACAACUUCAGCAACGUGUGAGAGAGCUAGAGCAAUUGCAAGAAGUUCAAUCCAACGUUACUAGCAACGAAGGCGCCACCAGCUCUUGCGAAGUGAACUCAUCAUCCAAUGAUUAUUACUGUGGUGGAGGAGGACCAAAUGAAAUUCUUCCAGAGGUCAAAGUAAGAGUGUUACAGAAGGAGGUUCUCAUCAUAAUCCACUGUGAGAAACACAAGGGCAUCAUGCUCAAAAUCCUUUCCCAGCUUGAAAAUGUUAAUCUCUCUAUAGUCAAUAGCAGCGUCUUACGAUUUGGGAAAUCCACUCUCGACAUCACCAUUGUUGCUCAGAUGGGUGAGGGAUACAAGAUGACGGUGGAUGAACUAGUGAAGACCCUGAGAGUAGCGAUCUUGACUCAUUAGGUAGACUGUGCUAAUGUACGUACCAAGCAAGUGCAGUACUAAUUGUAAUUUUGUUUGAGAAAAAGUUUUUAAUAAACUCUCUUGUUUACUCUUUUCAGCACAUUCUUUUAUUGAGUAAAAUUCAUGAAUCUCGUAUUAAACAUGUGAGUUCGAUGUCCCAUUUGAAUUUAAGCAAUAAAAGAAUAUGUUGAAAAGAGUGUUUGAGAACUAUGUUUAUUUUCAAGAGCUCUUUCUAGUUGUGGGCCCUCACGAGGAGACUCAUGAAUUGUACAAUGAAACAAUUAGUUUUUUUUUGCUGUAUUAUUUGUUUGUAAGGUGCCACCUUGAAAUCGGGGUGAAGGUCCUAUGCUAGAUUAGAUUCGGCACA